Molecule: messenger RNA, 465 nt
Organism: Paramecium octaurelia
Lineage: Eukaryota; Ciliophora; Oligohymenophorea; Peniculida; Parameciidae
Source: the annotation of a GenBank genome assembly
AUGAAUAAUAGAACAAUAUUCUAUAAAAGAGAACUUUAAAGGCAAUCAUUAUUUGUUUUAUUAGAUUUAUAUUUUGACUUUAAUGCUGAAUAAAUUGUAAUUUAGCCUACUCCUUUAGGAAAAAUAAUUAUUAUAGAUCUUAUGUAGUUCCUCCUAAUUUUUAGAUUAUUUUAAGAAUAAUACCAUAAUUUAUUUUAAAUGCUAAGGACUAGACCUUAUUUAAUGAAGGGCAGCUAUAAAAUAUAUCCCAAAGGGAAAAAAGAAUAGUAUAUUGGUAUUAUUAAAGGAGAUUUUAUUUGUUAAAAAUAUCUCAUAUUUGAGAAUGGUAAAACUGGAAAAAAUCACAAGCUAUAAACUAAUUAAGAAAAGAGUAGGUUGGUGAUUAUCUAUUAUUGCUAGCCAUAUAAUAAGUUAUUGUAUUCAAUUUAAGUGUUGAAAUUCAACAUAUCAGACAUUUAUCCUUGA